Molecule: messenger RNA, 1376 nt
Organism: Cylicocyclus nassatus
Lineage: Eukaryota; Metazoa; Nematoda; Chromadorea; Rhabditida; Strongylidae
Source: the annotation of a GenBank genome assembly
AGAAACCUCAGUCUUGCCCGGAGGUCUCUAGAGAAAUGAAUCUAUACACGCCGGCUGAUGGUCUAUUCGAUACUCAUGUCACUUGGGAGGACAUAGAAAAGGAUCUACAAAGAGAAUUUCAUACUUCUGCGAGUUUUGGUCCUAACAAAUCUGCGAAGACUAUUGGAGAUGGCAGAGGGGUUAUGUCAAAAAUUGUGCUUAUUGAACCUGACUGGCAACACAAAGACAAGUAUUUGCCCAAACAGUUCAUAGUCAAGAUUAUUUCUUCCUUAGCAAUUCUUCAACUGUUUGGAAUACCCCUAGAUGAAAGCAAUGCAUCACUUUUCGAGGAUAUAAAGAAAGGAAUCGAAUCCAAUCAAAAACUGGUUCACAACGUCGAGGUCAGCGCUUACACUCACCUACUGGAACUUCCUGAAGAAAAAGUUCCUAUACCAAAGAUUUACUUUAUGAAGAGGUUUUCGGAAUCGAAUCCAGUUAAAGGGUAUAUAAUAAUGGAUUUUAUUGAUGAUCUCCAGUUGGUGCACGUUUACGACAACAUAUCUCCGAAAGCUAUAUUGAAGACACUCCGCGCUUUAGCAGCAAUGGAAGCAAUGUCGGCGAAGUUUUCAGAGGAUGAGAAAAAAGAGUUUCUGGCGCUGCCUUUUGCGAAUCUCUUUGACGAGUUAUUUAGCGAAGAGAAACUGCACAGCGUUGCUGACACAUGCCGAUCUUUUGCACCGGAGCUCUCUGAAAAAGUCAACAAAAUGGAAGAAGUUUUAUCUGCAGUUCUGGACCUUGAGUGGGUGGAUCAAAUACCGGAGGAGUUGAGUAUGCAGCGGAUACUCUGCCACGGAGAUAUGUGGUCUGCAAAUAUGCUCUUUAAAAGAAAUAAUGAGGAAAGUGUCGACAUGGUUGCGUUGAUCGAUUUUCAGAAUGCGCAUAUGGGCUGUCCCGCAAUCGAUUUGGUGCGGUUGUUUGGCACAUGCCUCUGUGGCAGGUAUAGACAGUUGCACUGGGAAGAGCUAUUAGAGCGAUUUCACGCUUAUUUAGUAGAGGAAGUUGCUAAUGGAGAGAUGCCCUAUACCUUUGAACAGUUGAAAGAAUCAUACCGCCGAUGCUUACCAAUAGGAUUAUUUUUUGCGUUGUUCGACAUGUCGCCUUAUUUCGACGAAAUACUGAAGUGCAGUGAAGAAGACAGAAUGGAAAAAGAAAUCGACAUCCUGAUCGAGAAAAUGGAAUGUGCUUUGGAUGACUUGGUAGUUUAUCACGAGCGUAACGUGAAACUGAGAAAGCAAAGCAAGACGAUUUGGGUUUCCAGUUCAAACGAUCCGCUUUAUGCUUCCAUCACUCAUCGAAUGAGGCGCUUGUCAGUCCGUAAUAUCGAGGCGACUGCUUGA